AUGGACCCAUAUGGAGCAGGACCCUCUAUACAGACUUUGUUGAUGGGGCAGGAUGAGCAUCGUUCAAGUUUGCUUUGGGAUGCUCAUUUGGAAGGUGAGCUGCUUUAUUUGCAAGAAGUGCCAGGUGUACUGACUUGUCGUCACCGGGAGAAAGGUCUGCUUGAAGGUGGGUUAGAUGGGUUAGAUCCACGAAUUGCCGCUUAUAUCACUGAUGCGGGGUUAGAUGGGCUACUUCGGGUCCCACAUAUGGACCUUGACCACACAUUGAUCAUAGCGUUGGUGGAGAGAUGGCGGCUGGAGACACACUCAUUCCACUUGCCCCACGGUGAGAUGACCAUCACACUACAAGAUAUGGAGGUUAUAAUGGGGGUACCUGUAGAUGGCUUGCCGGUGGUGGUAUAUACAUCCCCGAAAACCAAUUGGCGCGAACUCUGCGGUGGCUGGCUAGGGCAUAGGCCGCUAGAUAGAGAACUUGGUGGUAAUAAGAACACUGCAGUGAUGGAAGGGCCGAGGGUAAAAGCCAAAUGGCUUGAGGAUCGGUUUAGUAACCCUCUCCCGGUUGACGGCCCUGAGGUGCUUGUGCAGAAGUAUGCUCGGUUUUACAUACUGGAGAUGUUAGGUGGCAUCAGAGAAGACAGCCAAGCAGAUCGGCAGUGCACUGCUAUUGGUGCAGUUGUGGGCGUGGGCGAGAUUUCCACACAUAUGUCCUGUGAUGAGACAUCCACACCAGGCACUGCCUCUAGGUCCACUUGCUAUCAGGUUAUGUCUGUGUUGUUUGGUAGAUGGAAAGGGGCUAAGAUAACAACUGAACAUUCAAUGCACGUCCUGUGUGCCUAUUGUGUGUCGCUUACUUCGCUACGGCCAAAUCAGAUUGUCUGGGAGCCGUACACAAAUUAUUUGGCAGGCCAACACAUAUGGAGGUCUAUCGUGCCGCUCAUACAUUUUUGGGUGGUUAAAGGCCAUCAUCCCGAACGUGUUCUCCGACAAUUUGGGAUGAAGCAAGGCAUACCAGUCGAUGUUGAUACUUCAACUGAACUGCACAAGAUAACCCUCCAGGGCAAGCAGCAUCAAAAUUGGGCCCAAGUACAUGCCCUGCAUAUUGGUAAAUGGGCUGCGCAUGCCACAAUUGCCGAUGCACCGCCCUUUCAUGGGGAGAUGAGCUACAAUGAUGAGUAUAUGGUGUGGUUUCGUCCCCGCACUGUUCGCCAUAUUACAAAAGAGAUUUCGUACUGGGACACUUUGGUUGAAUCACAGUUGAGGAUUAUGGCAAAGUGCGAACCAGGGUAUGAGAUCUACACCGACUAUAUUAUUGCCUUGCAAUCUAUUGAAGAGAUCGGUCGGUUAACCUUGGACCAUGCACGCAAUGUGGGCAACACAAGUGAACUAGCUGUAGGGCGUGGUCGGCAAGCAGGUGGACGUCAAGGGCAUGGAGGCUGUCAAUCUAGUCAGCGUCGUACAUCUAGUUGGCCUCUCACAUCUGGUCAGCAUCACACACCCGUGCCCACAUCUAGUUGA
Molecule: messenger RNA, 1515 nt
Organism: Quercus robur (English oak)
Lineage: Eukaryota; Viridiplantae; Streptophyta; Magnoliopsida; Fagales; Fagaceae
Product: serine/threonine-protein phosphatase 7 long form homolog
Exons: 6
Coding region: 1-1515 (504 amino acids)
Biological process (GO): meristem maintenance; meristem development
Source: RefSeq, a predicted model, not a curated record